UUGUCAAAUUUCAUUCAUGUUGUUUAAUGUUUCAUAUAACAUGUCUAAUAUUAAGUGAAAAACUUUGGUAAAUUUGUAUGUGACUGAACACAGAAGAAAACAAAGUAGUUUUUUUCUUCUCUUGUAAAGUUUUCAAAAAUGUAGUUACGCCCUUAUUCCGUUGAACCCUCGAGUUGACCCAUUUAAACGAGCUAUACAUAUUCAAAUGUUUUUUUCUACCGCUUGGGUUGAAAUGCUAAACGUCGUUUUCAUGUUGAAAUUUAAUGACAGAAUAACAGAAAAGCUUUCCAAUAGUACUGGGGAUUUUAAUUUGUGAACUAGUCGGAAUAAUUUUAAGAUUUUCCAAUCAAGUGUUCAUUUUGCAUUGAAUUUGUAACUGGUCUUCGUAAUUCCUACGAAACUAUAGUUUGUCUAUCUAGUUAUGCCCCCCUUCGAAGAAGGAGGGGUAUAUUGUUUUGCAGAUGUUGGUUGGUCAGUCGGAAUGUAGACCAAUCCGUUUCCGGAUGAUAACUCAAGAACGCUUGGGCCUAGGAUCAUGAAAGUUGAUAUGGAGGUUGGUCAUCACCAGCAGAAUCUGAUGACCCCUAUUGAUUUUGAGGUCAGUAUGUCAAAGGUCAAGGUCACAGUUUCCCUGAACAGUAAAAUGGUUUCCGGAUGAUAACUCAAGAACACUUGGGCCUAGGAUCAUAAAAGUUGAUAGGGAGGUUGGUCAUCACCAGCAGAUGACCCCUAUUGAUUUUGAGGUCAUUAUGUCAAAGGUCAAGGUCACAGUGACCCUGAACAGUAAAACGGUUUCCGGAUGAUAACUCAAGAACGCUUGGGCCUAGGAUCAUGAAAGUUGAUAGGGAGGUUGGUCAUCACCAGCAGAUGACCCCUAUUGAUUUUGAGGUCAGUAUUUCAAAGGUCAAGGUCACAGUGACCCUGAACAGUAAAAUGGUUUCCGGAUGAUAACUCAAGAACACUUGGGCCUAGGAUCAUGAAAGUUGAUAGGGAGGUUGGUCAUCACCAGCAGAUGACCCCUAUUGAUUUUGAGAUCAUUAUGUCAAAGGUCAAGGUCACAGUGACCCUGAACAGUAAAACGGUUUCCAGAUGAUAACUCAAGAACGCUUAGGCCUAGGGUCUUGAAAGUUGAUAGGGAGGUUGGUCAUCACCAGCAAAUGACCCCUAUUGAUUUUGAGGUCAGUAUAUCAAAGGUCAAGGUCACAGUGACCUGGAACAGUAAAAUGGUUUCCAGGCAAUAACUCGAGAACGCUUCUGCCUAGUUUCAGGAAAAUUGAUAGGGAGGUUGGUCAUCACCAGCAGAUGACCCCUAUUGAUUUUGAGGUCAUUAGGUCAAAGGUCAAGGUCAUAUUGGCCAGGAACAGUUAAACGGUUUCUGAUUUCUUAUCCAAAACAAUAGGGCCUAGGGCUUUGGUAUUUGGUAUGUAGCAAAAUCUAAUGGUCCUCUACCAAGAUUGUUCAGAUUAUUUCCCUAGGGUCAAAUAUGGCCCCACCCCGUUUAUAUAGACUUAUAUAGGAAAAAACUUUGAAAAACCUCUUUUCCAAAACCACAGGGCCUAGGGCUUUGAUAUUUUGUAUAUGACAUCAUCUAAUGAUCCUCUACUAAGAUUGUUCAAAGUAUUCCCUUAGGGUCAGAUAUGGCUCCGCCCUGGGGGUCACUUGGUUUACAUAGACUUAUAUCUAUAGGUAAAAACUUUGAAAAUCUUCUUGUCCAAACCACAAAGACUAUGGCUUUGAUAUUUUGUAAUGUAGCACCAUUUAGUGGUUCUCUACCAAGUUUGUUCAAAUUAUCCCUCUAGGGUCAAAUAUGGCCCCACCCCAGGGGUCAUAUGGUUCAUAUAGACUUAUAUAGGGAAAAACUUAAAAUCUUCAUGUCCAUAUCUUACAUCAUUCAAAUUUGGACCACAUGUAUAGUUUUGAGUGGCAAGAUGAACCUUGACAUGAGUUGACCUUGAUCUUGACCUAGUGACCUACUUUCACAUUUUUGUAGCUACAGCCUUCAAAUUUGGACCACAUGCAUAGGUUUAUGUACCGAAAUAAACUUUGACAUUGACAUUGUCCUAGUGACCUACUUUCACAUUUUUGAAGGUACAGGCUUCAAAUUUGGACCACAUGCAUAGUUUUUUGUUCCAAAACCUUGAUUUUGACCUAGUGACCUACUUUCACAUUUCUCAAGCUACAGCCUUCAAAUUUGAAUAUUUUGACCUUGAGAUAGUUGUUAAAUUUAGAACAUUCACAAAUGGCUCAGUGGAUGGCGCCAAGAUCACUCUGUACUCUGUUGUUAGGUUAAUAGGUUAAAGGUCAAGGUCAGGUUGAACCAGAAUGGUAGAACUUUUGUUUACAGUGAGCAUAUAGUUUCUGUUUCUUGUGCAAUUACUGAAUGCAUCAAGGGGGGCAUUUCGUGUUCGACGAGCUCUUGUUUCUUUUUUAAUUCUCGGUUUUUGCCUUCAACGUUGGAUAUUUUCUCCUCAACAUUUCUUAUUGCUUUCAUUGCUGUUUCUAAAGUACAUAUAUUGUGUUAUAUAAUGAUUGCUUUAAACCAAUUAACUUUUCGUUUUGAUCUUGUAAGAAGACAUUUGUGCCUUUAAAAGUGGUUUAGCUGUGCAGAUGGACUCAGAUGUUAAGUGUUUUGUGAAUGAAAAAGCUUUUGUUGCUUGAUGACGUGGGUUUGAUUUUGAUGCCUGCAGUUUGAUCUGUUUAACAGCUGAUGUUUUCCUUCUUAAUUUAUUGGUCGUCCACUUAUCCCAAACAGAUUGCAGUUCUUUUUCUGGUAGAUUGUUUGUCUUGAGUACACUAUCAGGAAACCAUUUUUUAGUCUUUUUUACAUUGUUGACUGUAUUAAUUGUUAUGACAAUGUUUCUGAUUUAUUUUUCUAAAUUUAUCUAAAAUGAACAAACUUUCAGAAAGGGACUUUGAUGUCUCUUCAUUAUACACCCACAAACAAAGUUUUGGGGGAGGGGCGAUGUAUUUUGUGAAGAAGCUUUGAACCUUUCACGUUCCAUCUAAAUAACCAUAAUUCUGAAAUAUUUUGGUAUUGGUUUCCGCAUUAAAACAAUGAGAUGACUUAGUACUAGUGUUCAACUUGCAUUUCAAAUGUUUUUAUUUCACACUUAACUAUACUGCUAAUAAAAAUAAUAAUUUUAAAAUCUUGGAGGCCUGGACUUUUGUAAAACAAGCUAGAAAAAAAAUGUAAACAAGAGGGUCAUAAUGACCCUAUAUGGCUUACCUGUUAUCAUUGCACUUGGACAAGAAGGUCAAAAAAUCAUAAUCAAGGUCAAUCAAAAGAAUUAUGAGAAAAUAUAGUUGAAAUUUUCUUAAAAGUAAAAUUAUUUUCAAAUCAGGCCGGUAGUUUCAUACAAGAAGUUUUCUGUAUAGCCAUAUGAGAAAAUGAUUAUAAAUGUAUACAUGCUUUUAUAAUAAAAUAUAAAAUAACAGCAAACAUAAUAUAACUAAUUACAGUUUUUGUACAAAGAUAUCCCGGUGUCAUGACAUUAUGACGUCAUGAUGCCUUAACAAACUGGAUAUAAUUUGGUUAAAACCAUUAAAAGCACAUGAAAUAAAUAGAAAAUUUGUUUGUUUCAGUGUAAGAUUGAAAUAUAUUUCACUCCUGAACACUGUAAUAUACAUUUAUAAUUCGCUCUUACACUGAAACAAAGGAAUAUCCAAGAAUUAAUGAUAUUCAUACCUGUCUAAAUGGGGCACUCGAUUCGGCAGGACACACUCAGUUGCUGACAGGAAUAUACCAGAAGCAAGUCAAGUCAGGUAUUCUUUUCUCUGCUUGAAGAGUGCCAAAACACAUCCUUACAUUUAUAUCACCAUUGAAUGAUUCGAAAGGAAAGCAUGACUAGCCCCAAAGGGGCCCCUACUUUUUGAUGUGUGAUGUAACUUGUAAUAUGAGUAUUAGGUUGUGAAUGUUCAUACUCCUGAAGUUGAGGACAUACACGGCUGAAACUUUUUUUUUGUAAAUGCCUUAAGUAAACAUUCAGCUCUUUGAAGGUCGUCUCAAGCUAUACCUUCCCAAAGCAAUAUGUAAGUUGCUUCCACAAGACAACUGUAAUGUAUCAAACAUACAGUUGAAAGGCAACUUUUCAUACAAGGAAGGGAAAAGAAUAAGAGCCAGUUACGUAGCUCAGAUGCCUUUCAGUGUUGAUAUGUCUUGUGAACUGAUCUUGGUCUUCGAUGAAUAAAGUAGGGUGGUUGGAUCUUUUUCAGUACUCUGUCAACUUCCUUUAUUUUGUCCCCAAUAUACCAUGUCUUGUCGGAGUAUUUUCCUUCAAACCACAGCUCCAGUAGUUUUUUUGCUACACCUAAUAAAAUUCCAUGCAUGUAAUCAAUAACAACAUUUGAUGUCAUUGAAAAAUAGGGGAGAUGCAUGAACACAUUUUGCCCAUAAAAACCUUUUUGUCAGAUACCCAUUUCUCAGGCAGCAGUUGCACUCAGUGCUUGAGCUUGUUCUUCUGUAUGAAGAGGUUAAGGUUCAUCUUUGAAUGGAUAGGCUCUGCAGUGUCCAACACCACUUGCUGUUGUUUCACCUUUCUCUAAACAAUACAAGCAUCCAUAUUCCCCAUUAUGUUGGGUCAUAUUCAAAACAUAUGCCUGCGCCUGUAAAUCCAUCAUAGCAACAACAAGCAUAGCUCUAGAAACAACAUCUGUACCUACAAUGUUGAAUGCAAAACCAUUUUCAUACAGGUCUAUCAGAUCUUUAACAAGAGGUUUCAGGAACAAUCCCAUGUUUGGCUUCCAAACACCUUGCCAUGUACCCAAAAGAACCAUGUUUUUGUGCUGGAACCUUUCUUUUGGUGGAUUGAUGGGGAAAAUUUCAACAGAAGUAAGGUACGUGUUCUUCUUCAAAAAAAAAACCCUCUGAAAUACACACUUAUUACCCAAGUUUCUGAUUCAAAAAUUUCAGCACAGAUGUCCGCAGGUUUCUGCACAGUGUCUGCAGGUUUCCCAAAAAAUUGUCUGCAGGUUUCACACAAUUUUUUUAUGUCCAUAGGUUUCCGCAAACUAAAUAUUUCUACUCAAUUUUUCCGCACGUUUAUAUCUGGAUUUCCGCAAUUAUUUUCUUACAGAGGAAACAUUUUUCCGCAGUCUCAACUCGAUUUUUCCGCUAAAACUCUGUGGAAACGGAGUCAGAAUACUCCGCAAAAAAGCUGCAGUGAUUAUUUCGUUUUCCACAGAAAAACUUGGCAUUUUUUCAGCCGGGACGUAAGCUACAACAGAGAUCUGAGCUGGCAAGGAAUUGGUAAGCACUUUGAAGUUGCAACUUGAACAGUGCACAAGUGGCUGUUUGUAUUCAUUUGAAUCAAAUAUCUUGAAACAAACAGGUCACAAGACCUUUUUGAGUACUUGAACAGAUUGAAGCUGCAUCUGAAUUACUUGUUCCUGACAAAGGACAAGAACAACAAAGGGAAGAAAAAUAACAAAAAAGAAAAAAAAAAUUCUUACAAUGUACAGAUAUGUCAAAAUACACCUAAAAAUUGGAGGUACCAUCCAUGUUGUACCACAGAAAAGUGGUCUCGGUUUUUUCCUAAGGCCAAUAAUAAAAAAGACAAGGUCAAAUGAUGUGUUAGAUAUAACAAAUAGAACUAGAAUAAGAAUGUUAUAAAAGGAAAACUGAAAUGCACAACAAUAGAAAAGACGGGAACAGGUACAUCAGAGUGUGAACUUUGGUGGUAGCACUUUAGAAUUGAAACUUGCACAUACGCAGUCAUUUAAUUAAUGAUAUCCUGUAAUGUAAUAAGUUUUAUAAGCUUAGUACCGGAUGUAGAUGAACAAUUAAUUUUAUCAACUAGUCACAAAUAUCCAACUCUUUGUUGCAACUAUUCUAACUUGUAAUAGUCUUUCCCUUGGUUUUACAUUGUCACAUUCACAUCUUAUAUUUGGUUUUAAGCUCAAUAAUACAUUAGCACUACUAUGUCUCAGUGGUGGCCACAGCCCAUUUGGUGAUUCAAGAAGAGAUGGCAAAAACACAACACAUAAUACUAGACAAGUUCCUUUAUUAAAUGAUGAUAUUAUAGUAAAUAAAUAAUAAUCAUGAGUCUCUGUCUCUACAUAUGUAUUUAGAAGUUAAAUAGCAUAAGAUUUUAAUGAUAUAACUGUCUGAUAAAAAAGCACAAGUUGUAAAUUAAACAUUAGAAGUUCAUCAAUAUAAUUAUAUGUAUGAUUUUUUUCUUUAUUAAACAAAAUGCAGUAGGGAAGGAUUUACACAUCCUCUCUGCCCACAGACGGUCAAAACCCUGCAACUCGCUGAAACUGGAUGACCAGUCUAACGCAACUGAAUGGAAUUUGAAGAUAAGUUAUGUGCCAUGCCCUCCUUUUUAACUAAGUGAGUCCUCAAGGCACUAACAGAAUGGUUGAUUGUCUAUUUUCAGACCUUUGAGGUGGUAUUUUACACUAGCUUUUUUAGCUCGAUUAAACGAAGUAUAUGGAGAGCUAUCCUACUCACCUCAGCGUCAGUGUUGGUGCCUUUCCGUGUCCCCACCUUGGUUAAAGUUUUUUUUACACUUCCUCUUUUUUCUCCUUAUUUCUGUAAUUAAUUGAUGGAUUUGCUUUAAAUUUAAAAUAGUUAUUCCUGAUCAUCACCCACAUCAUAUGGCAUAAUAGCCAUAACUCUCACACCAACAUUUCAUGAAUUCCCCCCCCCCCCCCCCACCCCCUUUUUACUUAGAAUUUCAGAAAGAUUUGAUGCACUUUCACUCUAUCUCAGUUAUUCCAAAAUGAAUUUGAUUCAAACUGAAAGUAGUUGUUCCACAUCAUAUGACACAAGGCCCAUAACUCUGGUACCAGUAUUUAAUGAAUUAUCCCCCCUUUUACUUAGAAUUUCAGGUUAAAGUUUUGAUGCAUUUUCACUAUAUCUCAGUAAUUACUGUAUGGAUUUGAUUCAAACAGUUAUUCAUCAUCAUUACUCACAUCAUAUGACACAAGGGCCGUAACUCUUGCACCAAUAUUUCAUGAAUUAUCCCCCCUUUUUACUUAGAAUUUCAGGUUAAAGUUUUCAUACACUUUCACUCUAUAAAUGGAUUUUAUUCAAACUUAAAAUAGUUGUUCCACCUUAUCACCAACAUCAUAUGACACAAGGUGCAUAACUCUGACACCAAUAUUUCACGAAUUAUACCCCCUUUUACUUAGAAUUAUGUCUCCCACCACACAGUUAUUACGAAAUGCAUUUGAUUCAAACUUGAAGUAGUUGUUCCAGAUCAUCACCUACAUCAUAUGACAAAUGAAUUUUAUAGGUAGAUAAAAUUAUUUAUGUCAUUGUUGUACAUUUUGGGCGAAUCGGUCCUAUUCUGAAUUAUGUUAAUUUAUAUACUACGGUAAAAGCCAAUCAAUGAAUUCCUUUUAUCACGUGAUACCGUUGAACCAAUCGAGAAACGGCAUCUUCCUUCUUCGUCAGCAUUCAAGAGUGAAUAGCACGCUUCUUUCUUUAGUUUUAUUUUGGCUAAUUUCUGGUUUUAUCUUAAGUGAUUUGGUUGAAUAUCUAUGGUAAUCUAAUACACAACAUAUUUGUUAACAGUUACACUCUGGUUUACUGCAGUACGGAUGGGAUAUACUUGUAAAUUUCAAUGUUUUCCUGUACACGGCGUUGGACUGUAAACUUCGUUAAAUAAUUCAGAAUGGCUGUUUACAUCCAGAUUUUUGGUCAUUCUUUUGUGACAUUUCCAUUUAAAACUAUGGUUGUCGUCAUUGGUCAAAUAUUCUUGUUAUCCUGGAGCUAACGUCGAAACACUACGGAAUAAGUUGUCGGACAUUGAUAAUUUUUCUACAGACGUUAUGGUUCUCAUGAUUAGAACAAACGAUUUCUCUUGAACAGAGGCAGACCUCAACACUGUUUAUUUAUGAAUUGUGGAUCUUGCGGACAGGUUGAUAUUUCUUAAAUACGUCAAAAGAGUGCUAAUCUGCUAUAUUUGCCAAUGUCAACCUUCUGAAACAGGCCGCUACACCUCUUGGUGUAAUCACCGGGUUGAUGACUCAAAUUAUCUGUUAUCAGCAUGGAUUCAAGAACAUCCGCAUACUCAGGUUACUUUUUGACGUAUAAAUGGAAUUUGGUCGCAGUGGCCCAGUCCACUGACUUCUCAGCAGACGGUGUACACCUGUCAGAUGGAGGCCAACGGCAGUUAUAUUCCAACAUCCAUGCUGCAAUGGUUAACACAUUAAACAGAGGACUGCAGAUUUAGAUGAACAAGAUACAUAACUUUUUUACUCAUAGCAUUCUAUGCUUUAGAUUUGAAAAGAGUAUAUCAAUAUUGUUCAGCAGUUAAUGGUUGACUUUUGGCGUAAACUCUCCGGUGUCUACGGUAACUUCUUUGCGCAUGUCCGGUUAGUACGGCAGCUAAAACGAACAACCCGAGACUAUUGUCGGAAGUAAGAUGGCGAACUUCAGAAGUUUUCACAGGCUGUAUUUAAUAUUUAUGGAGAUACUUGAUAGCGAAUAUGAAAACAUGGGAACUAUGAUUAGAAUGCAAUGUUCUAAUGCAGUAAUAGCUAAACUUCUGUUGAAGCGAAGGCACAUUCCAAGAAUUACAGGUAUAUCAGCAUAAGCAUUGAAUGUAUAAUUUUUCGGACAGUCAUAUUUUGGACAGUACAUAGUUUUAUGUUCGUUAGCAACAUGCAUGACUAAGACUCAUAACUUGAUUGUUAGUCAUAUUUUUUAAUAAAUAAUGUAAAAACUGAUUAGGGAUAUUAGCUGUUCAAGCUAAGCGUCAUUUUCAGAAGCAUUAGCAAGUAAUCUGUGUAUGCACUACGCGAGCCUUAAUACUAGCCUCACUGUACCAUUUCUCGACCCAUUUUGCACCAUUUACCAAGUAAAUAAAGACUAUUAAAGUAUUUUCACAUGUUUCACUGACAUUGGCUAGAAGACAGACCCUUUUCAAAGCUGUGUAUUCUUAUUUUGCAUGUUUAUUCCACUUCAUGAAGUUAUACGGCAUUUUUAAAUACAGACAGUAAUGGUAGAUAUUGACGAACUUCAGAGAACCAAUUCUCGACCUUUGACCUUUUAGGCAUCAUGCCACUAAAUCAAAACAAGUUUUGUCAACAGUGUUUUAUUGUUUUCACUUGAAAAGUCCGUGGAUAAAUAUUUAUUCUCAUCAAAACGAAAAGAAAUAAACUAAACAAUUAGCAUAAAAAUCUUGUAUCCAGGUAUGUAAAGCACCUCUACAGAUACCGAUAAUCUAGUGUUAUGUCAACGUUGGUCGAGAGAUGGUACCGUUCGAGAAUUGGUACAGUGAGGCUAUAACCUAUUCGAUUUCAAAAGCUUUGUUUGUUAUUGCCGAUUUUCUCACUUUUUAGCUCACCUGAGCACGAAGUGCUCAAAGUGAGCUUUAGUGAUCACCCUGUGUCCGGCGUCCGUCCGUCCGUCCGUCCGUCCGUCCGUCGUCAACAAUUUGACUGUUAACACUCUAGAGGUCACAUUUUUGACCCAAUCUUAAUGAAACUUGGUCAGAAUGUUACCCUCAAUAAGAUCUUGGAUGAGUUCGAUAUUGGGUCAUCUGGGAUCAAAAACUAGGUCAUCAGGUCAAAUCAAAGGAAAAGCUUGUUAACACUCUAGAGGUCACAUUUUUGGCCCAAUCUCAAUGAAACUUGGUCAGAAUGUUACCCUCAAUAAAAUCUUGGACGAGUUCGAUAUUGGGUCAUCUGGGAUCAAAAACUAGGUCAUCAGGUCAAAUCAAAGGAAAAGCUUGUUAACACUCUAGAGGUCGCAUUUUUGGCCCAAUCUUAAUGAAACUUGGUCAGAAUGUUACCCUCAAUAAAAUCUUGGACGAGUUCGAUAUUGGGUCAUCUGGGGUCAAAAACUAGGUCAUCAGGUCAAAUCAAAGGAAAAGCUUGUUAACACUCUAGAGGUCACAAUUUUGGCCCAAUCUUAAUGAAACUUGGUCAGGAUGUUACCCUCAAUAAAAUCUUGGACGAGUUCGAUAUUGGGUCAUCUGGGGUCAAAAACUAGGUCACCAGGUCAAAUCAAAGAAAAAGCUUGUUUACACUUUAGAGGUCACAUUUUUGGCCCAAUCUUAAUGAAACUUGGUCAGAAUGUUACCCUUAAUAAAAUCUUGGACGAGUUCGAUAUUUGGUUAUCUGGGUUCAUAAACUAGGUCACCAGGUCAAAUCAAAGGAAAAGCUUGUUAACACUGUAGAAGCCGCAUUUAUGACUGUAUCUUCAUGAAACUUGGUCAGUUUGUUAAUAUUGAUGAUCUUAAGGUCCAGUUUGAAUUGCGGUCAUGUAGGAUAAAAAACUAGGUCACCAAGCCAAAUCAAAUGAAAAGCUAGUUUACACUGUAGAGGCCACAUUUAUGACCAUAUCUUAAUGAAACUUGGUCAAAAUGUUAAUCUUGAUGAUCUAUAACUCAAGUUCAAAUCUGGGUUAGGUGGGGUCAAAAACUAGGUCACUAGGUCAUAUCAAAGGAAAAGCUUGUUAGCACUCUAGAGGCCACAUUUAUGACUAUAUCUUCAUGAAACUUAGUCAGAAUGUUAAACUUGAUGAUUUUUAGGGCAAUUUUGAAUCUGGGUCGGGUCAAAAACUAGGUCACCAGGUCAAAUCAAAGGAAAAGCUAAUUAACACUGUAGAGGCCACAUUUAUGACCAUAUCUUAAUGAAACUUGGUCAGAAUGUUAAUCUUGAUGAUCUUUAGGUCAAGUUUAAAUCUGGGUUAGAUGGAGUCAAAAACUAGGUCACUAGGUCAUAUCAAAGGAAAAGCUUGUUAACACUCUAGAGGCCACAUUUAUGACUAUAUCUUCAUGAAACUUAGUCAGAAUGUUAUACUUGAUGGUCUUUAGGUCAAGUUCGAAUCUUGGUCAUGUCGGGUCAAAAACUAGGUCACGGGGGUCAAAUAAAAGGAAUAGCUAGUUAACACUUUAGAGGCCACAUUUAUGACCAUAUCUUAAUGAAACUUGGUCAGAAUGUUAAUCUUGAUGAUCUAUAGGUCAAGUUUAAAUCUGGGUCAGGUGUGUUAAAAAACUAGGUCACUAGGUCAAAUCAAAGGAAAAGCUUGUUAACACUCUAGAGGCCACAUUUAUGACUGUAUCUUCAUGAAACUUAAUCAGAAUGUUAAUCUUGAUAAUCUUUAGGUCAAGUUUAAAUCUGGGUCAUGUGGGGGCAAAAACUAGGUCACCGGGUCAAUCAAAGGAAAAGCUAGUUGACACUUUAGAGGCUACAUAUGACCAUAUCUUAAUGAAACUUGGUCAGAAUGUUGAUCUUGAUGAUCUUUAGGUCAAUAGGUCAGGUGAGCGAUACAGGGCCUUCAUGGCCCUCUUGUUUCAGGCUACCGUAAUGUUGUACACACAAUACCUGCAGACUACUUUCAAUCACACAUGCGUAUCAGCCGGCAUGUUUUCAACGUUCUGCUUGAAUAGGUAUCACCAGAAAUUAUAAGACGAAACAAAGGUGGACCCCUUCCUGUUACCCCUGAUAAACAGCUUAUAGUAUUUCUUUGGUAUCUGUGUAACCAAGCAUCAAUGAGAGAGGUCGCAGAGUUAUUUGGAUUGGCCAUAAGUACAGUCUGGUUCAUAUUCAAGACUGUGGUGAAUGCUGUUGUAUCUUUACAGAAAAGGAUCAUCCGAUGGCCAGAUGAAAAUAGACGUCGAGAUAUUGCUGCAGCUGUUCAACAGGCAUCUGGAUUUCCUGGCGUAGUUGGAUUCUUAGACGGAACACACAUCAGACUGUCUUCAGCAAUAGGAGGGGAUGCAGAUUAUUUCAAUCGAAAGGGUUAUCCAUCUAUUCAGUUACAGCUGACAGUAGACCAUGAUCUUGUAAUAACAAGUGCUUAUACUGGUUGGCCAGGCUGUACCCAUGAUGCUAGGGUUUUGAGAAAUUCGCAGUUAUACCAAAGAGCUGAAAAUGGAGAGCAGUUUUCCAACGGGGAACAUUUGUUCGCAGAUAAUGCGUAUCCUUUAAGGAACUGGUUGAUUUCUCCUUUCAAAAAUUUUGGAAAUUUAGAUGCCCGACAAAGACGUUUCAAUAUGAAGCUUUCUUCUCAGAGACAGUGUGUUGAGCGUGCAAUCGGACAUCUUAAAGGUCGAUUUAGAAGACUUAGAGAAAUCCCACUCCACAACCCUGCACAUAUUUGCAAAGUUAUAAUCGCUGCGUGCAUCUGCCAUAACUUAUGUGUAUUAUGUGAUGAUGACAUCGAAAACUUUAUUGAAAAUGAUGUCCAGGCAGAUCCCAAUAACUAUGGUAAUGUGUAUCAAAAUGGUUACCAUGGAGUAGCACGACGGAUGCAUCUUUUGCAAUUUGUAUAAUAAGAACAAUGGUUGUACUACUUAUAUGCAGAAAUUUAGUGUUUCUUAAAAUAUCAGGAUCAAUGUGAUAUGUUAGAGGGAAAAGAAAUCAAGUCAAAUGAUAUUCAUUGUCUGAAUUUCUGUUAUGUAGUUCACAUACAUCUUUAAAGGUGGUUAAUCAGAUUUUUGUCAAAUAGUGAAUUUGUUCAAAACUUCGAAUAUUUACACUUAUUAAUGGGCUAUGAGUGAUUAAUACAUGUAGAUUUUCACUGAAAGUAUUGCUAAAAUUAGAUUUUCCUAUCAUUAUCCUGGUUGCCGAACCAAAAUAAGAGUAUUAAUUUGAUAAACAUACUUAGCUUGGGAAUUGUAUGAAUUAAAGAACUAUUGUAUUAUAUCUGUUAAAGAUUGACAUUAACAAUUACAUAUUUAGCUAAAAUUCAUUAGAAAUGCAAGUUUGUAAAACUACAAUAAGCUCCUUUUGUCUAUCCUAGUUGCGUAACAGAGAUUGAUUGAAAAUAAAUGAAUUUGGAAGCUACACAGUUUUAAAACUUACCAUCUGGUUUAGGUUGAUGUUACUUCUCAUUGUCUAUCAAAUGCAAAGUAGAAAUUAUAUUGAAAUCAAAAGAAAAACUCCACUUUUACAAUACCUUCAUAGUAAAGAGGGGUAAUUACAAUAUUUUAUAAAAAACAAUAAAAUAUACAUUUCUAUCAGGGAUCUGACACUAUUGAAAGAGUCAUUUUAUUCCUUCCAUUCAUCAUUCAUUUACCAUUUAUUUAUCAUUCUGCAUUUUUCAAUACCGAUAAUCUCAGUUUUAUACAGGAUAUUUAUUUAUUGUAUACUGCAAUAUCUACUGUCAUAAUUAAUACCAUAUCAAAUCCAAAUGGAUUAUUGAAAACUUUUCUAUAUAUUCUAAACUCAUGUAACAUUUAUAAUAUGUUUUGAGUUUUAAUAAAGACAUGUUCUGUUCUGUUCUUAAAUAAAUCUCUGUUAGGAUAUAUGAAAAGUGAUAAAUGUCAUAAAAUUUUGCUUAAAUGUGAUAGACCACCUUUAAAACAUCCUUAGGAACACAAUCUGUAAACUGACUGUUUGUCAUACGAUGUUGAACAAAUUUGGAGUCACAUAAUUAUUCAGAAUUAUUGCAGUAUUAUGCAGUAGUAAAUGAUAUCUAUGUUCAUUGAUUUAAACAAAAUGAUUAAUUAAAAUGAUUUCAAAACCAA
Messenger RNA from Mercenaria mercenaria, 13424 nucleotides. Its product is annotated as putative nuclease HARBI1. Bases 11445 to 12227 code for a protein of 260 amino acids. The transcript has 3 exons. NCBI's taxonomy places the organism in Eukaryota, Metazoa, Mollusca, Bivalvia, Venerida, Veneridae. The record is from RefSeq and is a predicted model, not a curated record.